Messenger RNA from Vespula vulgaris, 2882 nucleotides. RefSeq names its product sodium channel protein Nach-like. Bases 131 to 1870 code for a protein of 579 amino acids. The transcript is spliced from 11 exons. NCBI's taxonomy places the organism in Eukaryota, Metazoa, Arthropoda, Insecta, Hymenoptera, Vespidae. Gene Ontology annotation, cellular component: membrane. The record is from RefSeq and is a predicted model, not a curated record. Gene Ontology annotation, biological process: sodium ion transmembrane transport. Gene Ontology annotation, molecular function: ligand-gated sodium channel activity.
UUCGAAGGUUCCGAUCACACGUGGACGAUUGUUGCGAAUACUGUGCGUCGCAUAGAUCGUAAAUCGUAGAUCAAAUAGUUUUCAAAGAUUUAACGUUUAACAUCGAUCAAAUAAUUUCGUUAGCUCGAGAAUGAGAACGGACGUUACCGAAGGGAAGGUGCAAAUAAAAGCGAGAACUUCGAAAGUAGGUGCCAGUAACGCGUGGGCAUCUUCUAUCACGAAGCGAUCGUCAUUAAGAUAUCAUAUUUUUAAGACGUUUGUCAAAUACGUCAGCCUUUAUUGCGAACAAUCUACUUUGGUGGGUUACAAGUAUUUGACCGAGCCACGUAGAACCUGGAUCGAAAGGAUCAUAUGGAUCGCGGUGCACCUGACGACAAUAUGCAUAUUGGUGUAUUUCGUUAUCGAUGCCUACACAGCUUUCACGACAUUGCCGAUGGUGACGUCGGUCGAGUCGGAUCAUUAUCCUACCAAUCAGAUCACGUUUCCAGCCAUAGCAAUCUGCAGUAUCAACAGGAUAAGUCGACGAUCCGCGAUGAAAAUGGCUAUGAAAGUUUACAGAUCAAACGUCACUAAACUGUCCAGCGACGAAAUUUUAGAAUUGAUCGAACAAUUGGGAGACGCUUACAAUUCGAUGCACAGGUUCGAAAUAACACGAUACGACGAAUUGAAUCGUGUUUUACUGGAUUUUUACGAGGGUGAUUACGACAUGGACGCCAUAAUGAAAGAAUUGACACCACAAUGUACCCUUAUGUUGAUCAAGUGUUUAUUCAACGGCAACGAAUAUAAUUGUUCGGAACUUUUCUCCUUCGAAAAAACUCAGGAUGGAUAUUGUUGUACUUUUAAUUAUAUAAUUAAAGGCAAUACAAACAACGACGAGGAACCAAUGGAAGUGAGAACUGUGAAGGAUUUAGGAAUCGAACGUGGUCUUACAGUCGUGAUGGAACCUUUCCUGGACGAUUACUUUUACACUUUUCUUCCCGUUAUCGGAUGGAAGGUGACGUUGUUUAAUCCAACCGAUUAUCCCGAUAACAUCAGUGGCGGUGUCACCGAGGUGCUCGUUUCGCCGUUAUUGGAAUCCUACUUGGAAAUCGAGGCUGUAUCCUUCUACAGCACUGGUCAAACCAAAUCGUAUCCAAUUUCAAAACGGAAGUGCAUAUUCCCUAACGAGAUUCGAACUCGUUAUGGUGACUACAGUUACAGCGAUUGCUUGGUCGAUUGCAGGGAACAGCUAAUAUGGAAAAUGUGCAAGUGCAUUCCAUUUUAUCUUCCAACACGUACCGAAGUCAAUUCUAAACAUGGAAGAAGAGCUUGCACGUUGACAGACAUGCCUUGCUUAAAUCAUUACAAAUCCGAGUGGUUGACCGUAUUUCCUCACGAAGAAGACACAUUAAAUAUCACGAUGAAUAAUUACAAAUCGUUACAUUGUAAAAGUUGUUAUCCCUCGUGUCAAGACGUUGUUUAUACCAUGCAUAGUUCUUUCUCUACGAUGCAACCUGGAUUUUACGAGACGUCAUUGUUAAACAAUUUCAAUAUCGUCGAUCAAAGUAUCAUUCAUGUAUUCUUUUCGAAGUAUGGUACGGUUAGAUUGAAACAAGAUAUAUCUUAUACCUGGUAUGAACUUUUGAGUGAUAUCGGAGGUAUUUGCGGGGUCUUCAUCGGGUUUAGCCUCAUCAGCGUUGUCGAGUUAAUUUAUUUCUUCAUUCUUUUACUUUUCGAUCUUUACAAAAGUUACGAUCCAAAUAGUGAGGAAAUCGAUAUAGAAAUUCCUCGGAAGGAGGCAACGAUGUAUACCAUAUAUUGGAACGAAUUGGUACCGAAAACUAGAAUUGAGAAGGAUUUGCUUCGUCAUCGUAAAGUCGAACGAUACUAAUUACGUAAUUAAUAAUCCUAUGUAGCAAUGAUCCUUAAUAAUAAUUAUAUCGUCGCUAAUAUUAAUGACAUUAAUAUUACAAUAUACAAUGUUUUCUCUCCUUUCUAUUCUUUCUUUUUCUUUCUUUCUUUUUAUUUUCCUUAAAAAUUUUAUCAUUUGACUUCAGAUAUAAAGAUAGAGCGAUACGUCCAUCUUGAAUUGAGCAAACGAUCAACGAUUUGUAACGUAUUAUAAUUAGAGAUUUCGAUCGAAUAAUAAUACAAAAAAGAAAAGCAAAAAGAAGAAAGAAAGAUAGAGAAGAGGAACGUCUCUUGUUAAGAUAUUUUUUAUAGUGGAAGUAACACGUAGUAGAAAAAUAAAGCCACUGGAUGGCAAAUAUUUUUAACGAGACAGAUACUAAACGUCUUGCGGUCCGGUGAAUGGUGUUGAGAAAGAAGAGAAAAAGAAAGAAAAAAGAAAGAAAGAGAGAAAGAAAGAAAGAGAGAAAGAAAAGAAAAGAAAAGAAAAGAAAAGAAAAGAAUAGAAUAGAAAGAGUAAGAUGAGAAGACAGAGAAGAUGGCAGAGCCGAACAAGCAGGCUACUCGUCGAAGAAAAAUGUUGCCAUCAAGAAAGACAGAGAAAAAGAGAGAGAGAGAAAGAGAGAGAAGAGACUCCUUAACGCUAUAAUAAUCUUCCGUUACGGUUUCAACGUCGUAAUAACAGUAUCGAGCUUUCGUAGAUAGAUCGUUCACGAUUACGCGUUAUGUGGUUGUGUGCAAGCGCGAUGGCAUCAGAUUCGCUGUAAAAGAAUUCAUUAAUUAAACUGCACCGAGACUUUACUAUAUAUAUGUAUGAUGUAUAUAUAUAUAUCUUUCUCUUUCUCUCUAUAUAUCUCUCUCUUUUUCUCUCUCUUUCACACGCAUACAUUUUACGUUGGUUGACCGAGAAGCCUGAUAAAUCUAACACGCGACGACCCGUGACAUUGAUGCAUUAUUAAUGCUAACGAGAAGAACGUUGGAAAGACUUUGACAUG